AUGGCUUCAGUGGCCCUCAGAAACCCUAAUUCGAAGCGCCUCUUGCCAUUCUCCUCACAAAUCUACUGUUGCUGCCGAGGAUCGGCUUCCACUCAUCCCUCAGUUUCCGAAUCUCUCUUUUCUUCAAAUGACAGAAACUCUUCUGCUUGGUGGAGAUCAAUGGCCACCUUCACCAGAAAUAAACCUCAUGUGAAUGUGGGAACAAUUGGACAUGUUGAUCAUGGCAAGACUACCUUGACUGCAGCUAUUACAAAGGUGCUAGCAGAAGAAGGGAAAGCCAAGGCCAUUGCUUUUGAUGAAAUUGACAAGGCCCCUGAAGAGAAAAAGAGAGGAAUUACGAUUGCAACGGCCCACGUGGAGUAUGAAACUGCUAAGCGUCACUAUGCCCACGUGGACUGCCCUGGACAUGCAGAUUAUGUUAAAAAUAUGAUUACUGGGGCUGCUCAAAUGGAUGGUGGAAUUCUGGUUGUAUCGGCUGCUGAUGGGCCCAUGCCACAAACGAAGGAACAUAUUUUGCUUGCUCGCCAGGUUGGUGUACCUUCACUUGUGUGCUUCCUGAAUAAAGUUGAUGUUGUAUCAGAUCCAGAGUUAAUAGAGCUUGUGGAAAUGGAAGUCCGAGAACUUCUUAGUUUCUACAAGUUUCCUGGAGAUGAAAUCCCUAUUGUUCAGGGAUCGGCAUUGUCUGCUUUGCAGGGUACAAAUGAGGAAAUAGGCAGGAAAGCCAUUUUAAAGUUAAUGGAUGCUGUGGAUGAAUACAUUCCUGACCCUGUGCGUCAACUCGACAAGCCUUUCUUGAUGCCAAUAGAAGAUGUUUUCUCAAUUCAGGGACGUGGAACUGUUGCAACUGGCCGUGUUGAACAAGGAACCAUCAAAGUUGGCGAAGAAGUAGAAAUUUUGGGAUUAUCAAAAGACGGUCCUAAGAAAACUACAGUGACUGGUGUUGAGAUGUUCAAGAAAUUGUUGGAUCAAGGACAGGCUGGAGACAAUGUGGGUCUUCUCCUUCGUGGUUUGAAACGAGAAGAUAUACAACGUGGACAGGUUAUUGCCAAGCCUGGAACUAUGAAAACAUCCAAGAGGUUUGAGGCAGAGAUAUACUCCCUCACAAAGGAUGAAGGAGGGCGUCAUACUGCUUUUUUCUCCAACUACAGACCUCAGUUUUACUUGCGAACUGCAGAUGUCACUGGGAAAGUAGAGUUGCCAGAAAAUGUUAAGAUGGUUAUGCCUGGGGACAACGUUACUGCAAUCUUUGAGCUGAUCUUACCAGUUCCUCUUGAAAAAGGACAAAGGUUUGCCUUGAGAGAGGGAGGUAGAACAGUUGGAGCAGGGGUAGUCUCAAAGGUCCUUGAUUGA
Dovyalis caffra is the source of this 1350-nucleotide messenger RNA. Lineage: Eukaryota; Viridiplantae; Streptophyta; Magnoliopsida; Malpighiales; Salicaceae. The record is from the annotation of a GenBank genome assembly.